Trichomycterus rosablanca is the source of this 1772-nucleotide messenger RNA. RefSeq names its product ankyrin repeat domain 34C (gene ankrd34c). The transcript is spliced from 2 exons. Gene Ontology annotation, molecular function: protein binding. The record is from RefSeq and is a predicted model, not a curated record. Lineage: Eukaryota; Metazoa; Chordata; Actinopteri; Siluriformes; Trichomycteridae. Bases 135 to 1613 code for a protein of 492 amino acids.
UUGCCAUGAACACAAGUUCCUCCUUACAGUCUCUAAAGCAUCCAGGGGCGUGAUAGACAUGCCGUCACAGUAGCCAAAGCCAUGACGAGCCAAGUAAGAUAGACACAGAGCUGAACUGGGGCCAGCCUUUGGUGAUGGCGGAUAUUCUGGCGCUGCAAACAGAUGGCAAUUCCCUACUUAGGGCAGUGUGGCUUCGACGCCUACGCCUUACCAGGCUUCUCCUAGAAAGGGGAGCCUAUAUCAAUGAAAGCAAUGAUCUUGGGGAAACACCCCUUAUGGUUGCUUGUAUUUCCAAACACUCUGACCAGCAGAGUGUCAGCCAAGCCAAACUGGUUAAGUACCUUUUGGACAACAAUGCUGACCCUAACAUUCAAGACAAGGCAGGUAAAACAGCCCUUAUGCAUGCCUGCAGUCAGAAGGCUGGACAUGAGGUGGUUUCUCUACUGCUGUCCAACGGGGCAGAUCCCAGUCUAGAGGACAGUAGUGGAUCAUCUGCUUUAGUUCAUGCUGUUAACGCAGAUGAUAAAGAGAUCCUUAAAGUGCUUCUGGAUGCCUGUAAAAAAAAGGGCAAGGAAGUCAUUAUUAUAAUGACAGACAAGUCACCCUCUGGCACCAAAACCACCAAGCAGUACCUGAAUGUUCCCCCUUCUCCAGAGCUGGAUGAGAAGGGUUUCCCUACCCCAUGUGCUUGCCCUUUAGACACUGACCUAGGCACCCUGCCCUGCAAGGAAACAGACCCACCUACUGCAUUCUCUUUUCAAAGCAAGUGGAAGUCAUCCUCUAGUCUGGCAGCUAAACUUCCCAAUGGUCCUUUUUCUACUACCAGUAAGCCCAUAAAUUCCAAGCGGGCACGUCUCCCACAACUGAAGCGCCUCCAGUCUGAGCCCUGGGGGUUGAUUGCACCCUCUGUGUUGGCUGCCACAAAGGGGGAGAGUAUGAGGGCCAGUAGUGAUGAAGAUGUUGUAACUGGCAUUAAUGGUCUGUCUCUCUCCACAAGAAAACCUCUCUCUAAACAAAACAGUGUGGAUAACAAAGACAUAAUGUUUUGGUCUGGAGGAGAGCAGUUAAGUAAAAUUAGCUCCACUUCUUCCCUCCCUUCCUCUUCCAAGGUCUCUUAUAAAGAAUCUUUGCGUCAACACCAACCUCUGACACAACGUAACACUGUCCCAUAUGAGCAAGAGGUUUCUUCUGGAACCUGUGGUCCUGCUGGCCUCAAAGAAACAUCGCACCGGAGGAAAUUAGGAAAUAACCAUUAUGACUCAGACUCCCAAUUGUAUCUGGAAUCUGGAGUACUAGAUUCUCCCAAGGUUUCUCUGGAAAGGAAAAAGCCUAACACAUCAUCACUGGCUAUGCUAACAUGUUCACAGGAGUCCCUGGACAGUAAUGCUAGCACUUCCUCUCCAAGCACAGCCAGAUGCCGAGCACUUGGGCAACUAGAGAGGCGUGGAUCAGGUACUCUGCUGCUGGACUACAUAUCUCAUACACGGCCAGGUCACCUGCCUCCUCUAAAUGUCAACCAAAACCCUCCUAUACCUGACAUAGGGGCCAGCAUCAAAGUUUCCUCUACGUUUAUGGCAGAAUUCCAGUCCAUAGCUCCUGUAGCACCGAACUGACCAAAAAAAAGCAAUCUCAGGAUAAAAAAGCAGCUUGUAAGAAGACAAUCUAUGCAACUAUAGCAGAUGAAACAGCUUUUAGACUUUGAGGAGCUCAGCCAUCAGUGUGUGUAGCUGUAGCAACUCCUAUUUUAGGGAAAAAAAAAGCAAACAACUGCU